Funneliformis mosseae is the source of this 1584-nucleotide messenger RNA. Lineage: Eukaryota; Fungi; Glomeromycota; Glomeromycetes; Glomerales; Glomeraceae. The record is from the annotation of a GenBank genome assembly.
AUGCAACUAACAACUUAUUACCAAACACCGCGUGUUUCUUCCUCUCCAACCAUGACAACUCUUCCAACUUUACCUCCCAUCAGUCUUUCAAAUUCAAACGUUGAAAGAAGUGAGCAACAGCAACCACCACCACCUCGUUAUACUUCCUCCAUGAACACACCGCAAUCAACACCGACGACGCCAUACUCGGCAUCUUCCACCAACUCAUUUUCCUCAACUUCUUCAUUUUCUCCUUAUUCAUCUCUUCCCCAACAGCCACCUCCAACCCAACCUCCGGCACAACUGUCUCAAUCACAACCUACAUAUUAUCAAAGAUCUCCACCAGCCUCAUUCUAUUCUCCGCCUACUUAUUCUUAUUCACAAUAUUCGCAAUCACAUUCCCCAGCACAACCAUCGUGUCGUAGGCCGCAACAACUUCAACAUUAUUCAUCACAACAAUAUAAUUUACAAUCACCACCACAUCAUCAACAUUCACAAAUAUCAACUUCACAGCAAUCACCCACCCCAAUACGCCCAUACCAAAGGAAUCACAAUUCACAAAAUGUCAUAUCCGAACCUUUCGUAACUGUCACGCCCGAGUUAAAUAAUAGGCCUCCCAGGCGACGACGGCGUCCCCCAUUUUCAUACUCAUCACUCAUUGCUCAGGCCAUCUUGGAUUCACCUGACAGGAGAUUGACAUUAAGGGAAGUUUAUCAAUGGAUAAUGGAGAGAUAUCCGAAAUUGUACAAAGCGGAUGAUACCGGUUGGCAGAAUACAAUUCGUCAUAAUCUAUCAUUAAAUAAGUGUUUCAAAAAGGUACCUCGUUCUGAUACCGAAUUGGGUCACUCAACGUCAUCAUCGACGGCUAGCAAGGGUAAAGGUGGUUAUUGGACGAUAGAUCCAGAGUAUAUGUCUUCUUAUCAUGAUGGCGUGUUCGCGAGGGGUGGUGUGCAAAAACGUAGACCUGGUGAAGUGGGUUUACAUCCAUUGGGUGUUGGGUCAGGUCUUGGUGAUGAUGAUAGUGGUGGUAGCGAUACCCCAUCGGACAAUAUGGCAGGUAGAUUGGUUGAUGUUGAUGAUGUUGGAAACAAUGGCAUGCCCUUAACGUUAAACGUACCUCCUCCAGCGACUGUUUCACCUUCCGCGUCAAUGACUCCUCCUCCAACUUCAAAUUUAUUACAAAACAAAUCAAAAAUUUUCUAUACCCCGAAAAAAACCGAACAAAAUUUUGUAAAUUUGGUUUCACCUUCUUCACCGUCCUAUCCGAGCAUGAAUGCAAGCGGAUCAACUUUUGUGUUCGAUAUAAAUGAUAAGCCUAAUGCCGAGGGUCUCCUAGAUGGAGUGAGUGUCCCUCUUUCUGACCGGCGAUAUCGCGUGGAUCUCUCUCCUUAUCCGGUGGUGGGAUCAAGAGGUGGGCCAUGUUCGGAGUGGAAUAUGGGUGAUGCUGCAAUUAAGAGAGAAAUCGAUGAUUCACGUCAUUCAUAUUAUUAUGGCAAUCAUUCAAGGGGCGUAACUGAUCUUCAACAAUUUGUCGGUGAUGCGAAUUCGUCUCAUACAUACGUGACUGGUUCUUCGUCGAUGAAGAUCCGCGAUUUAUUAAAUUAG